This is a messenger RNA of Exophiala viscosa, 4451 nucleotides long. RefSeq names its product CCR4-NOT transcription complex, subunit 4. Gene Ontology annotation, molecular function: metal ion binding; RNA binding; ubiquitin-protein transferase activity. The coding region runs from base 222 to 4451 and encodes 1409 amino acids. Gene Ontology annotation, biological process: protein ubiquitination. The record is from RefSeq and is a predicted model, not a curated record. Lineage: Eukaryota; Fungi; Ascomycota; Eurotiomycetes; Chaetothyriales; Herpotrichiellaceae. Gene Ontology annotation, cellular component: CCR4-NOT complex. The transcript has 22 exons.
UGCCAUCUCAUCUCGCAUAUAGAGUACUUGCCACAAAUCAUCCUCCUACAUCCAUUUCUCAAGCCCCUUCAAACGACGCGCUCAUACCUCUUGUCGAUCCGCGACUGAAAUCCCCGAGAGGUUGCUGUCCUGUGCAUGGAGACCAUUGUCGAUUCGAAACGUGCGGCGCAGGUGUCGAAAGUGGUGGAAGUUAUCUUGGUGAAUCUAUCACAUCCAUCAAUAUGAGUAGAUCACAAGAUACAGUCAUCGACGAUGAGGAGGACACAUGUCCAUUAUGCAUUGAAGAAUUCGACCUUUCCGACAAGAACUUCCGGCCGUGUCCUUGUGGCUAUCAGAUUUGCCAAUUCUGCUUCAACAGUCUCAAGACCACCUACGAAAAGAGUACCUGUCCGAACUGCCGGAGACCUUACGAUGAAAAGACAAUACAAUACAAGAUCCCGACAGCUGAGGAAUUCAAGCUAGAUCAGCUGAACAAGAACAAAAAGCAGGCCGCCGCAAAACGAAAAGAGACUGAGAAGCGCGAAGUCGAAAACUCUUCUCGAAGAAAUCUAGCUGGGGUCCGCGUCAAGCAACAAAAUCUUGUCUAUGUUAUCGGCCUAAUACCCUCAAUCAAGGAUGAGCAGGCUCUUCUACAGACUCUGCGCGGUCCCGACUACUUCGGUCAAUACGGAGAAAUCGAGAAGAUCGUGGUGAGCAAAGCCAAACCAGGUGGCGCAAACCAGGGCAUCGGUGUCUAUGUGACAUAUGCUCGCAAAGAAGACGCCGCACUGUGUAUCAGCACUGUCGAUGGCUCAUUGAACGGAGACCGUGUACUACGGGCGCAGUUCGGCACGACCAAGUACUGUUCUGCCUUUCUUCGUGGUGAGACGUGUAACAACAAAAACUGCAGCUUUCUUCACGAGACGGGUGAGGACGGCCAACACAGCUCUUUACAGAACGAACCGCAUGCGGUAAAGCCCAAAGCAAUUCCGAUCUUCUCUCAACCUGCGCAGACGGUGCCUCCUACCCGACCUUUAUCCGCCGCUCAGGACCACACUACCACCCAACCUAUGGCUCGACAGGGCAGCAAAGACGAUGACGACAGUAGAAAAAACAGUACGGAUGGGUCCGCGUUACCUUCCACGGCGAGUUGGGCAAAUGCGAAUGCUCCUAUAGCACGAACAAGAAGAACAAGCCAAGCGAAUAGCAGAGCAACUCCUAGUCCUCAACUGACCCACGCGUCUCUUGCCGGUCCGCAAGUCGAAGAGUCUACGUCGAAGGAGCCACCCUCCAGUCAACCUUCAUCAGAAGCAACCACCAAAAAGCCAACCCCUAAACCUGAGACCACGAUCUCCAAGCCAACGCCAAAGCCGAUUGACCAUAUCCAACAACAGUAUGACGCAGUUCUGCGCAGUGUAUCACCGCACUUCCGCUUUGUAUACGAUGAUUCAUGUCUCAGCCCCGAAGUUCGAGCUUCGAUUGAUGAUUUGCCACCUCUUAUCGAUCCAUAUGGCGGACUUAAACGUCGAGCUAUGCGGGAGAAGGAUGCAGCGGAACGUGCAAGAUUGGAGGCUCAGGCGACCUCUACCGCAGAGGAAAUCCUUGGGGAGGACAACAUGGCUGCUGGGAGUUUGGCACUUGGUGGUGAACCAGAGGAUGACCCCAGAAGUUCUUCUGCUCGGGGAGCCAUUGGUCGGCCGUCGCUAUCUCUAGAAGACUCGAACGACCGCAGUUUGACGCCACAGCAACGACAGCAGUUGGCUUUCUUGAAUGCAGAAGGCGCUCCUGCACCUGGUCAUGCUCAGGGAUCGACCCCGAAUACCGCGUUCGAAAUGUCCAAUUUUGACAGACAAGGUCAGCAAUUCAGUCAAGCCCAGUACGAACAAAUCAACAAUCAUCAACGCCAUGGUUCAAGGUAUUUCAACACUGACUCCAAAGCCGCUAACAAUGGCAAUCGCUUCCAAGGGCAACAAUCCAACUUUUAUUCCAGUGGCGUUCAAGGACCUCCUCCAGGCUUACCAACAGCCGGAACACCACCCGUGAGCGGUGGCGGGAUGUUUGCCCACGGGCAAAACUUUACGAAUCCUGGUUUUGGAACAUCCAAAGAUGCGAAUGCCGAGGUCUACUCGAGGACUCGGAGUGGGACAAAUCAAGGUGCUGACCUGUCUAAGCGUGAGUUGCUCCUUUCCUUGCAGAACACCCCCCUUCGUUCGCCUCCACUGUCAGCCCCUGCCCCUGGCGUUCUCAACCCGCUCUAUGGUCAAUACCAAGGAGCGUAUCAAGAUCCUGGACUUGUCAAACAAAGAAAGAAGGGGAAGAAGCACAGACAUGCUAACACUUCCUCUUCAGGAGGUGGUGUCGAGCAUCUUGUGGACCCGAGCAUCGUUUCGUCGAGAAUAAACCAGGGCAACAACACCACAGGGCAGGGGCUUUUCGGAGGUCAACAAGUUGACGACCAGGACUUCCCGCCGUUACCGAUACGCUCAGACACUCUACCUUCAGCUUUGCAUUCGCGGGUGUCAUCUUUCCAAAGUUUCCAGAGCUCAGCGGUUCGAUCAUCCACUCCCAAGAUCCCUCCGGGCUUCGAACGAUCAUCAACACCGAAGAUCCCGCCAGGGUUUGAACUACUUCACGGUCACCCACCUAGGCAGGAUUCGCCGGCACAAAGAGUCCAGACGCCGCUACGAACCAUAUCGAGUACAUCAGUAGCGAUAGCCCCUGCUGUGCCGAUCUUACCUUUAGGUAUACGCUCAGCUACUCCAAAGACGAAGAUCCCUGAACCCGUCAAGGAAACCACUAAAGAGGGCGAUACUGACGCAAACGCAUCGAUUGUCGCGAGUGAAGUUAGUUUCGGCUCGCCGAAACUUCGAGCAUCGCGCUCGAAACCCGAAAUGGACAAGAGAACCACGGAGACUAUCAACGAGUCAUCUACACCGUCAAAGGAUGCAGAUGCCAAAGGCAAAGGCAAAGCUGCACAGAGACGGCCAGAAAAGAUAGAGCUCCCUCCAGGCCUUGCGUUCAGCACAACUGCGUCCGCAACGCCAGUGUUGGAGUCGGGUAUUGUCGGUACCCCCGGCUCUCUGAGCUCACGACCUGCCACUCCGUCAAUCACGACUCCUUCGGAAGCAUCCAAAACGUCAGUGCUCAGACCUCGAACAUUACGGUUGACGACAGGCACAACGGCAACAGAGAAGUCGAUAAAGAAGGGGUCUAGAAGGCCGUCAUUGUCGUCUGUACAGUAUAGCAGACCAUCUACACCCGCGAUUUCUCCACCACCCAGUAUCAGCAAGAAUCAACAGAAGAAGGAAAGAAAGGAGAAAGCGAAAAAGACAACGGAGCACGAAGAGCCUGCAAGCACCUCGACCACUCCUGCUGUUGCAGAGGUUGCUCCCCAAAAGAGGAGGAGUACUGACGACACUCCAGCUCCCAAGCCAGUGGAGAAAAGUGAAACCCCAAAAGCGGAAAGGACAGAUAAGCCCACUAAAUCCACCAAGAAAGAAGAGCCCGUUCCGAAGGUGGAAGAAGCACCGAUGUCUCCCUACACAUUGCGAGAUCUCUACAACGAAGCCGGGAAGACCGCCGGUAAUGGCGACUCUUCAAGCGCGAUACAGAAAUUGCUAAGUGAACACGUCUCACCAAUGACCAAGAUCAUUUCAUCCAUGAUUCAAUCGGGUGACUUGUCCAAGGAUCAUCCAUGGCUCAAUCCGCCGAGCUUCCAUUCGGCUGGGUAUAAACUGCCACCCGAUUCGCGUCGUGGGCAAGAAUAUCUUGAUGGAAAUGGAUAUAGUGCCAACGACGCAUUCGGGUACAUUUACUUGCCGCUCAAGGAGAAGCAAGCUCUGAAGGAAGGACAUGCCCGCAAGGACGAUUUACUCAAGAGAUGUCUCGUCACGCCGAAUGGCGCGGAUGAGAGCGAGAAAAUGUAUGUCGAAGAGUUUGGCGAUGUUGGCGCCAUGGAGGGUCUUGGUGUGCUCGAACAGGACGACUAUACCAACCUUGGUGGCGGAAUGGACCGGCUCAGUCGACAUGGUGAACGUCAUGGUGUCGUCUGGGUCAUGGGCGACGAUGACGAGUUCGACAUUGAUGAUCUUGAACUUGUUGAUGAAGAAGGUCUGGACGAUGAGGUGGCGGACGAUGCCGAAUACCAUGAUGCGGUAAACAUGCCUGGCGCAUGGGAUGCUGUCGCCUCCAUGUCUGGCCUUGGAGCGCACUCGAAGACGAUGGAGAUGCUCUUGGCUGGUCAGGGUGGUCAAGAACAGCGUGCGAUUGGUGGGGUUGGAGACGGCAAUGGCCAGACUGCUGUCAAUAAUGUCAAUCUCCGCGCUCUGGAUCCGGAUGCUUUGCAGAAGCGUGUCGCUGAGAAACAGAGGGAAUCUGAGCAGUCGAGGAAAGACAUGGAGAAGAUCGAGAAGUUGUGGAAUAAGAAGAGCAAGGAUAUUGGAAGGUGGAGAGAGGUUUUGGCGAAAGGCUAG